AUGAACAAAGGUAUCGGCAUUCUUUUGAUCGUCAGUGUAGUCCUGUGUCGUCAUCACGAGAAGCGAGGACGUUUCCGUUUCCGUGGGCCACCGAUACCACCGCCGCCACCGUAUCUCAGGGAAGUAAAUGGAACAGCCCGUCUGGAGUACUUCGACAUAAUGAGAAACAGGAGCCUCACCAUCGCACAACAGAAGAAAGACGUUCAGGCUUGGGCUGCGAAAUAUGACAUCACGGAAAUUGUGGAUGAGUACAAUGCAAAUGUGACAAAAAUGAUAGAAGAAACAAAGAGGAACGUGACUGAACUGAUCGACAAGCUGCCAACAGUGCUGCAAAUGGUCUACCAAAUAAUGGACAACGAAGACCAAACCGUUAUUCAGCAGCGCCAGGCUUACUCUAAUCUGAGUGCGCAAUAUCCGCAGGAGUACCGUGUAAUUGAGUUCACUUUUGAACAAUUUCUACCUAAGUGUGGUUGUGGUGGUGAACAUGAUGGACGUGGUCGAGGUCGCGGUCCACCGCCUCCACCACCAAACUCGCUGAGAAUUAGUGGUUACGACUUCGUCAUGGAAUCACGAGAUCCAAUGGAAAAUGGAGAUGAAAUUGAAAUAAUCUUCCCAGUUUCUCCUAGCAUUGAAGGACUUGAUUGGAAAGGAAAGGCCAGCCGUUCCGAAGAAUCUCUCGAUGCGAGAGAAAUCGCGGAUUGA
Haemonchus placei is the source of this 702-nucleotide messenger RNA. The record is from the annotation of a GenBank genome assembly. NCBI's taxonomy places the organism in Eukaryota, Metazoa, Nematoda, Chromadorea, Rhabditida, Trichostrongylidae.